GGGGGGAGGAGGAGGAGGAGGAGGAGGAGGAGGAGGAGGGGGCAGCGGAGGAGGAGCAGCAGCAGCAGGAGGCGGAGAAGGCGGAGAAGGCGGAGGAAGCCGUCGCUCUCCGCUGGGCCGAGCCGGUCGCGUCUUUCUCCCCCCCUACCCCCGGUUCGCCGCUGCCGCGGUGUAGUUGGCGCCGCUGCCCCCGCCGAGAGCGAGCGAGAGGGCGAGCGAGGGACGGACGGAGCGAGCGAGAGGGCGAGCGAACGAGCGUGCGAGAGCGAGCGUGUGCGCGGUGCCGGGGGAGGGACAUGGCCCGAGAGCGCCGGCGCCAGUAACGGAGCGGCGCUGAGACCCGCUGAGGGGGUGCUGGCCGCCGCCGCCGCCGCUGCCCGUCCGCCCGCCCGCCCGCCUGCCCGUCUCCCGCCUCCCGCGGCCCCUCUCCCCCCCUCCCCGACACACACACACAGGCCGGGCAUUGAUGGUAAUGUAUGCGAGGAAACAGCAGAGACUCAGUGAUGGCUGUCACGACCGGAGGGGGGACUCGCAGCCCUACCAGGCUCUUAAAUAUUCAUCGAAGAGUCACCCCAGUAGUGGCGAUCACCGACAUGAAAAAAUGCGAGACACCACAGAUCCUUCACCACCAAAUAAAAUGUUGCGACGAUCUGAUAGUCCUGAAAAAUAUAGUGACAGCACAGGUCACAGUAAAGCAAAAAGCGUGCAUACUCACAGAGUUAGAGAGAGGGAUGGUGGGACCAGUUACUCUCCACAAGAAAAUUCACAUAACCACAGUGCUCUUCAUAGUUCAAAUUCACAUUCUUCUAAUCCAAGCAAUAAUCCAAAUCCAAGCAAAACUUCAGACGCAUCUUAUGAUUCUGCAGAUGACUGGUCUGAACACAUCAGUUCUUCUGGGAAAAAGUACUACUACAACUGUCGAACAGAAGUUUCACAGUGGGAAAAACCAAAAGAAUGGCUUGAAAGAGAGCAGAGACAAAAAGAAGCAAGUAAAAUGGCAGUUAACAGCUUCCCAAAAGAUAGGGAUUACAGAAGAGAGGUGAUGCAAACCACAGCCACAAGUGGGUUUGCAGGUGGAAUGGAAGACAAGCAUUCCAGUGAUGCCAGUAGUAUGCUCCCACAGAAUAUUUUGUCUCAAACAAGCAGACACAAUGACAGAGACUACAGACUGCCAAGAGCAGAGACUCACAGUAGUUCUACGCCAGUACAGCACCCCAUCAAACCAGUGGUUCAUCCAACUGCUACCCCAAGCACUCUUCCUUCUAGUCCAUUUCCUCUACAAUCUGAUCACCAGCCAAAGAAAUCAUUUGAUGCUAAUGGAGCAUCUACUUUAUCAAAACUGCCUACACCCACAUCUUCCAUCCCUGCACAGAAAACAGAAAGAAAAGAAUCUACAUCAGGAGAUAAAUCUGUAUCCCAUUCUUGCACAACUCCUUCCACAUCAUCUGCCUCUGGGCUAAAUCCCACUUCUGCACCUCCAACAUCUGCUUCCACAGUCCCUGUUUCACCUGUUCCACAGUCACCAAUACCUCCAUUACUUCAGGACCCAAAUCUUCUUCGACAGCUGCUUCCUGCUUUGCAAGCCACCUUGCAGCUUAAUAAUUCUAAUGUGGACAUAUCUAAAAUAAAUGAAGUUCUUACAGCAGCUGUGACACAAGCUUCACUGCAGUCUAUACUCCAUAAGAUUCUUACUGCUGGACCAUCUGCUUUCAAUAUAACUUCUUUGAUUUCUCAAGCUGCACAGCUUUCUACACAAGCUCAGCCUUCUAAUCAGUCUCCCAUGUCUUUAACAUCUGAUGCCUCAUCCCCAAGGUCAUAUGUAUCCCCAAGGAUAAGCACGCCUCAAACUAACACAGUUCCUAUUAAACCUUUGAUAAAUACACCUCCUGUAUCAUCACAGCCAAAGGUUAGUACUCCAGGUGUUAAGCAAGGACCAGUCUCCCAGUCUGCCUCUCAGCAGCCAGUAACUGCUGACAAGCAACAAGGUCAUGAACCAGCAUCUCCUAGGAGUCUUCAACGGUCAAGUAGUCAGAGAAGUCCAUCUCCUGGUCCAAAUCAUACUUCUAGUAGUAAUGCAUCUAAUGCAACAGUUGUACCACAGAAUUCAUCUACCCGACCUACAUGUUCAUUAACACCUACCCUAGCAGCACACUUCAAUGAAAAUCUUAUAAAACAUGUUCAAGGUUGGCCUGCAGAUCAUGCAGAGAAACAGGCAUCAAGGUUGCGUGAAGAAGCUCAUAACAUGGGAAGUGUUCAUAUGUCAGAAAUUUGUACUGAAUUAAAAAACUUAAGAUCUUUAGUCCGAGUAUGUGAAAUUCAAGCAACUUUGCGUGAGCAAAGGAUACUAUUUUUGAGACAACAAAUUAAAGAACUUGAAAAGCUAAAGAAUCAGAAUUCCUUCAUGGUGUGAAGAUGUGAAUAAUUGCACAUGGUUUUGAGUACAGGAACUGGUUGCCCAAUCUUAACAAUUUUGAGCUGCAUUUGAGUAGACUUUGGACCGUUAAGCUGGGCAAUGGAAAAUGACAAGGGGAUGGGGACAUGAAAGUCAAUUCAGGGGAAGCUACAAGAUUGAUUUGUAAAACCCCUGAAAUGUAGAUUUCUUGUAGAUGUAUUCUUCACGUUGUAAAUAUGUUUUGUAGAGUGAAGCCAUGGGAAGCCAUGUGUAUCAGAGCUUAGACAUCCAAAACUAAUCAAUGCUGAGGUGGCUAAAUACCUAGCCUUUUACAUGUAAACCUGUCUGCAAAAUUAGCUUUUUUUUUUUUUUUUUAAAUUUGGGGGUUAAUUUAUCAUUCAGAAAUCUUGCAUUUCCGAAAAUACAGUGCAGGCGCCAGGCGAUCUGUGUCUAAGGCUGCAACAAUUUGGAACAGUUUGGGCAGUGUACAAAAAUAUCAUGAAACAACUGUUUCCACACUUGCACCCAAUCAAGAGCAGUGCUUCUCCAUUUCUGUUUUUGCAGAGAAAUGUUUUUCAUUUUCAGUGUUCCAUUUCCCCUCUGAAAUCCUAGAUCUGAUUUUAUCCAUUUUUUAAUGCUUCUAAUUUUCUCUUUUCUUAAGGCACUGUUGCUAUGGCACUUUUUCUAUAAUCUUUUCAUUCCUGUGUACAGUAGCUUAAAAUUGCAGUGAUUGAGCAUAACCCACUUGUUUGUAUAAAUUAUUGAAAUGUAUUUCCAUUUGCACCCUGUAAGAAUGGACUUAAUAGUACUGCUGGGCAUGUGUGCUGAAAGUACAUUGAUUGCUCAAAUAUAAGGAAAUAGCCCAAUGAACAUGGUUGUGGGAGGGGAAAGAGGAAAAAAAACCUAGUCAGAUGUGAAUUGUAUCUGUUGUAAUAAACAUGUUAAAACAAAAACAAAAAAAUGGUUACUUUUCAUUUCCUUCGGUCAGUGCAUAUUAGAAUUUGACUACUUGGGGAUUCUUCAUCAGGACUAUUCUUGUUGAACAUUUAUACUUAAUUAAAAUAAUUCCUCAAGAGAAGUUUUCUUUUAGCUUGUAAACAAGAAAUUCUGUAUAAAAUAUUUAAUGAAAUAUGACAUUCAACAAGAAUGAUCAGAACAUCCCCAAGGGUGUCAUAUGUUAAACCCUGGUUUACCUGUCUUGCUAUUAUGACAUUUCAUUUGGAAGGAUGUUUGUGUUGUAGCUAACUGUUCAAGUCUGGUGCUGACUGCUGUUCUUAGCCAUCACAAAACGCUAAAUUUGUGUAAUUGGAGCAUCCCACUGUUAUCUGGAAAUGGUGGAAAGCUCAGCUUUGUAUAUUGUUUCCUAAAGUAUAUUAAAAAUAAAAAAAGAAACUAUUGCUACUACAAAA
This is a messenger RNA of Monodelphis domestica (gray short-tailed opossum), 3801 nucleotides long. It is a transcript of the gene WAC, whose product is annotated as WW domain containing adaptor with coiled-coil. Gene Ontology annotation, biological process: regulation of autophagy; positive regulation of TORC1 signaling. Lineage: Eukaryota; Metazoa; Chordata; Mammalia; Didelphimorphia; Didelphidae. The record is from RefSeq and is a predicted model, not a curated record. Gene Ontology annotation, molecular function: RNA polymerase II complex binding; chromatin binding. Gene Ontology annotation, cellular component: nucleus.